UGUGAUUGGAGCGUUCAGUUCCGGAGCGCUGAGUGCUGCUCUCUCAGAGGCAGAGACAUCUGGAAAAAGAGCUGAGCCCGGAGACGCAAGCAGGGGAGAGUCAAAUUCCCUGCCUGAGCAGACUCAACAAGCUCCCGAGGACGGGGGGAGGUUGUCAGUCAGUCGGCUCGCGAGCUGUCAGAAAGCGGUCACUGUGGUGUCGUGGCGAUAUCGGCAGUGUGUACAGAGUGAGGCUCCCUGCAUCGCUAUUGGCGACCGGAAGCUCGAUGUGGUGCUGAGGACUGUACAGUGAUCGCAAGCGCUUCAGAAUACACAAGCUCUUUCACUUCUGUCUGCUUUUGACGUCUUUUCCACGCCCAUUCUUGCAGUGCAGAAAGACGCUGUGUUUCCUCACGGUGAAGGCCACUCCAAUCAGCUUUCCCCCGGUGGCUGUAAUGCGCUGACACACCAGUAUGGGCAGGCGUUUCCCGGGAGCAUACUACCCUCCUCACAACUCCUUGGACUCCUCUUCAGACGUGAUGUCGGUGUGCGUGGCAUCGAACGCUGGAGCAACAGACGUGGUGAACCGGAACGGCCCGGCCACCCCGCCAAACUCGCUCAGCCUGCGUUCCUCUCACAACGAGCUGCUCAACUCCGACGUCAAGCACUCGGAGGUGAAGGGCACCACUCCUCCGAAGUGCCGGAAGAAAUAUGCCCUCACCAGCAUUCAGAGUGCCAUGGGCCUGAGCGAACCGGCUUCUCAGCCGUUGCUGGGCAACAGUGUCAACUCCAGCUCCUCUGCCAAUCCCAAACUGGCCAAGAAUGGCGAGAACCAGCUCCGUAAGGCAGCAGAGCGCCAGGACCUCAACAAAAACCCGGCUCCCGCCGACGGCCGCAACAUCAUCUCCGAAAAGCUUGAGGGGAAAGAGGGGCCCCACCAAGGUACGGCUCCGCCCCGCAGGACCAAGAGCUUCCUCAACUACUAUGGUGUCCUGGGUGACUCCACUCUGGAGGGACAGCCCCUGCUGGUGGAUCGCAGCAACUCCAACCCGCCCAAGGACCCCCCCAGCCCUGGAGACGAUCCCCCGGCCUCCAAGCACUCCAUUGGGUCGGCCAGCCCCGAGGACAGCCAGAUCUCCGUGAUGUCCUCCUCCAGCCCCGAAACCAAGAAGGAUCAGCCCAAGACGGGGGCCAAAACGGACUGCGCGCUCAACCGCAUCCAAAACCUGGCCCCCAGCGAUGAGGACUCUAGCUGGACAACCCUGUCGCAGGACAGCGCCUCCCUCAGCUCUCCAGAGGAAGCAGAUAUAUGGAGUGACCAGUCAUUUCAGACAGACCCAGACCUACCUCCGGGCUGGAAGAAGAUCAACGACAUCGCUGGGAUCUACUACUGGCACAUACCCACUGGCACCACGCAGUGGCAGAGGCCUGUGGCCCCGUCAGUCGACCCCGAGGGCUUGCGGAAGAGCUCUCUGAGUUCCGUUACCCCGUCACCCACGCCGGAGAAUGAGCAGGCCGCCACGCACCAUGAGGAGUUGUUCUCCCAGGAGAAUCUCUCUGGGAGCGCCACGUCCGAGAGCUCCCUGGAGCCGCCCGCUGUCUCCUCCUCCGAGAUCUCCGUACCUUCCUGUGGAUUCGUCAACAGCUGCUACUUCCCUCACUCAUCGUCAUUACAGAUCAUGGCAGAAAACGAAAAUCAUACCGAGUUCACGCAGGAGGAAGUGAGCAAGAAACAGCCGUGGAGUGAUUUUGCUGUGCUGAAUGGGGGAAAGAUUGAUAGUGAGAUUUGGAAGGAUCUGCAGGCAGCUACAGUAAACCCAGACCCCAGCCUAAAGGAGUUUGAGGGGGCUACCUUGCGCUACGCUUCCCUGAAACUGCGACAUCCGCCACAUUCAGAUGAAGAGGACACCUGCAGCAUUAACAGUGAUCCUGAAGCUAAGUGCUUUGCGGUGCGCUCUCUGGGCUGGGUGGAGAUGGCUGAGGACGACCUGGCCCCAGGGAAGAGCAGCGUGGCCGUGAAUAACUGCAUCCGACAGCUGUCGUACUGCAAGAAUGACAUCCGGGACACCGUGGGCAUCUGGGGAGAGGGCAAGGACAUGUACCUGAUUCUGGAGAACAACAUGCUGAACCUGGUGGACCCCAUGGAUCGCUCCAUUCUGCACUCUCAGCCCAUCGUCAGCAUCCGCGUGUGGGGCGUGGGCCGGGACAAUGGCAGAGAGAGAGACUUUGCCUAUGUAGCAAGGGACAAAGACACCCGGAUACUAAAAUGUCAUGUGUUCCGAUGUGACACCCCAGCAAAAGCCAUCGCCACAAGUCUUCACGAAAUCUGUUCCAAGAUUAUGGCAGAACGCAAGAACGCCAGGGCUGUGGCCGGCAGCUCAUUGCAGGAGCGAAUUCAAGUGGGCUUGGAUGUUCCUCUCCAAGAUUUCCCUACGCCAAAGACCGAGCUGGUGCAGAAGUUCCACGUGAUGUACCUGGGAAUGAUGCCUGUUGCCAGACCAAUAGGUAUGGAUAUCCUGAAUGGAGCCAUCGACAGCCUCAUGGCCUCCUGUGGCAAAGAGGAUUGGAUGCCAGUUAUCAUGAACGUCGCUGAUGCCACAGUCACAGUCAUCAAAGAAAAAAAGGAGGGGGAGGUGCUGGUGGAGUGCCGUGUCCGCUUCCUGUCCUUCAUGGGAGUGGGGAGAGACGUGCACACCUUCGCCUUUAUCAUGGACUCGGGAAACCAGCACUUUGAGUGUCACGUGUUCUGGUGCGAUCCCAACGCUGGGAGUGUAUCGGAGGCUGUACAGGCAGCUUGCAUGUUGCGGUACCAGAAGUGUUUAGUGGCGAGGCCUCCCUCGCAGAAGGCCUGCUCGGCCACCCCGCCAUCAGACUCUGUGACCCGGCGGGUCACAACCAGCGUGAAACGAGGGGUGCUGUCCCUCAUUGACACUUUGAAACAGAAGAGGCCCGUAGCAGAACUGCCCCAAUAAAUUGGUGUAUGUGCAGCUGGAAAAGCAAUUCACGGCCACCCUGACGCACAGUCACUGCGUGUGUGAGGAUACUUCAUAGCCACCGGAACACGCUGACAUUCAGCAUUCCUUCUCCUUCACCGCCGGCUCUAAUGUCUCCAGUGCUUUGUCCUGCUAUGUGUACAGCAAGCAUGUUCCCACAUUCUAGCCUUCAUAAUGUGAUAUGAAGAGGUGCAUGAUAAGGUUUUUCUUUUACGAUUUUGUUUUUAUUUUGCUUCGCUGUUCAGACAAACGAGCACCUUUUUUAAACAUGUGAACCGUCUUUGAAUAUAUAUGUUUUAAUUUCUUUCACGUUGGCUUUAAUGGACUUGGUACACUCGUAUGGAGCACUCGUAUGGUCUUCCCUGGUGCCCUUCUGAAAAAGCCUUUUGUUACUACUGCUUUUCUUCCUCGCCUGUCACCCAGACUGCAGUAGAUUGAGAAUGAUAAUUUAGUCUGGUGCAGCUGCUCAUUUCUGGCUGCUCACCGCAUCAGCGUUCCCUUUCAUAUCUUUUAAUUUUCUCCGCCUGCACAUUUCACCUUGAGAAACAGAAGAAAAAAUACUUUGGAAACCGUUAGGGUGAAAAUGAAUUGGAGAUACAUUUGCUUUCCUUUAGGUCUUCAAUAUCUGUCCUGCCUGCUGCUCGUAGACAUUGUCUCUGUGGAGCCUGUCUCUCCUAACAGGCAAAGUGGAGCCUAGGAAACUUUAUUUAGCCCAGCGUUAUUUAUUUCUUGCACCAGUUGGAAUAAAACUAGAGGGAAAGCCAUGGAGAUAUUCGCUAGAAGUCUGAGUGCUUAAAAUAACCUGUCCUAGCCUGUCUAUAUACUGAAGAAGCUCGAGUCGGUAGCUGUGUCAGCAUACGUAGGCUGCAAAGGAAGGAGUAAAGGUUUAUUCCAUGCUGUAAAGAGAAGAAAAGAAACACGACGUCUCGGCUGUGGGACCUUCUUCAGGUGCGAGAAAGGAAAACCUUUACUUGUUCCAUUGCUGUACAUAUACUGUUAGAACAGCAUGGUCAGUGUUUCUUAAAACUCUGUUGAGAUGGGGGUGAUGUCUUUGAAUGUGUUUUUUUUUUUCCUCUAGUUGCUCUGAUAUGUCUGUGAAUUUGACUUGCUGGAGGGUGUCCGCAGUGCUCUGAUCUUUCCCGUCACUUGCUAAUGUAUCUCUGUGUCUUAGUUUUUUUUCGGGAGGAGGGGGUAGGGGCUGUUGUCACGUUUAAGCUCUUCCACACAACAUCUCAGAGAGUCUCAGCUCCCAGAACCUGAUGUUGAAGGUCCGUCUCCACCAGGACACGAUUUCGAUUGGACGACGGACUGUCGUCACCUUGUUAAUAUUACUUGAAUUUCCAGUGCAUAUCUGAACACUCAGACCCCUUCAUCACAGUGCUUGCACUCUUCCUGACAUUAGCUGUUGAACCAGCAAGGAAACGAAACCUUUUUUUCUUAAAACCAGUUCAAAGGUUGAAACAAUGUGAAAAGGGUGUGUGUAUAAAGGAGUUUUGCUUACCUAUAUCGCAGUUUCUAAGCUGGUUUCGUUUUGUUUUUUUUCUACUUAAAAGCCUUGAAACAUGUUUGUCCAACACUUUACUCACUCAUGGCCAAAGUGUAAUGUUUAGAUGUCUGUGUUGUAGAUAAAAAAAAAGAGAAAACUUGUCAAUAUGAUUUUAUUUACUGUGGUUAGGCCAAUUAGUUGUAGUAAGACUAGAGUUAACCAAGCGUUAUCUAUGCAUUCUUUAUACGUAUAUAUAGCGAUUCUCAAAGCAGACAGCCAAGUCACUUUGCCUUGCAUGUCCCGUGACAAUUUAAAAACGUUUAAAAAAAAAGACUUGAGAGAAAUAUUUUUAUUUUAUUUAUUCUAUUUUAUAUUGAAGUAUACCGGUUUAUUAUGUUUGGAGGUAUUGCGUUUAAUGUCUGAUCUCUCUCUCUCACACAAUGUAGUCAGCACUAAAUCAAUGUUCUGCCUGUGCUAGUCCAGCAGUUUUGCAGAUAAAGGAUCAUUACCGUGCACAUCAGAUCCCAGAUGACUGCAGCUUAGCUGUAGCUGGUAGGGAGAAGGGAGCUCUGGUAUGUGCCCUUUUGUUCUUCCAAGUGUGAAAAUUCUGCACACACUGAGAAUAUAGGUAAUUUCUCAGACAAGUGCCAUAGAUAUAGAACCAUUUUUGUUUCUUGUUUUGCCUCGUGUAGAUCAGGUGUUCCCAAUCCUAGUCCUGCAGGCCCAGACCCCUACAACUAUUUAUUCCCUACCAAGCUUAAUUACUUAAUUGUUGCCUUAUUUAAACGAACAAAUUGCUCCGUGGGUACAUCGGCAAGUUCUGUUUUUCUACUCACGAACGUUUAGAAUCGUUCAACUUCUGGCGGUUUAGGCUUAGGGAAGAAAUUAAACGGUCAUUUCCAAGAGCUGGGUACGCUUUCGAUUCGUCCCGUUAUUAAGUCACUCGAGGGUUCAGCUGUUUAACUCGGAGCUCGGCUGGAGCAGGACUGGGAACCCCCUGCUGUUGAAGGCAGACACUUAUUUCUCCUCAAGCAAAAAUUCCCGUUUAGUGCUGUUCGUUGCAGGGUACAGUAACUAAAAGAUUGAGUGUAUAUAACAUGCAUUACAGCCCCGAAGACUCCCAAGUAUAGGGGAGCGUACCUGCAAUGUGAAACCUUCUUCAGUGGUAGAGGUGUCUAUAGGGGGGGGGUCUAUAUGUUUUUACUGAAGGGUUAAGGGAGGUGGGGGAAGAUUUGAGGGGUGUGUGGCUUUUUAGGGUGGGUUAGCUUUCAGAAAGUCCCUUCCGGCGUUUGAACAUGGCUGCCGUCAUAUUGAUGGCACUUUUGACCGGCAUGUCUGGGUGGUUCUGCAAGAAGGGGGGGAGUCAAGCCACACCUGCCCUCAUUCCAAGAGGCCAUGAAACUGCUGGGAGACGCGCGCCUUUGAAUAGGUCACACAUCAGACGCCAUUGUGAAUAGCAAGCAUAUCACACAAAACCAAGGGCGUUGCAGUCCUACAGCCUGGUUGGAGAUGGUUCUCAUUUCACUUCUGUAUAUUUGGGUCUGGACGUUAAGUUGCUCUUGAUUAAGUAGUAGCAUUCAAGUGCUCGAAAUAAAAUACUCAAGCCUGCUAGGAUGUAAUGCAGCUGAUUUACAGUAAAAAAAAAAAAAGUUGGUUUCUUCUGCUGUUCACUAAUUUUACACCAUAUAAAUGUAAUCUGUUGUGAGAAUAAACUGCAUAUUAAAAUACA
Messenger RNA from Lepisosteus oculatus (spotted gar), 6187 nucleotides. Lineage: Eukaryota; Metazoa; Chordata; Actinopteri; Semionotiformes; Lepisosteidae. The record is from RefSeq and is a predicted model, not a curated record.